AGGGUUGAUUGCAAGAGACAAUUGGUUGUUAUGAAUCUGCUCGCGCUUUGAGUCAAAUGCAUUGAUUAUUUAAAAAGAUUUACAGAUUUGCCCUGGUUGAAGAAAUAAUUCACACAAGUGAUACAGAAAUGGCUAACACAUCACGUAAGUGGUAUAAUUUUGUUCGAAAAAAGGACAACAUUGCGGAAACCAGUGAUUUGGUGCUGAAAUCACCCAUACCAAUCAACGAACAAUGCAACACGGAUGUAAAACUAAAUGGGAAUAAGACAGGGCAUUCGCUUGCUAAUCGACUGAAAAUUGCAGCUAUUUACGAUGACAUACAAGCAAUCAUAAAUAUCUUGAGUGUUAACAACAGUAAUAAGGAAAUUCAAAGAUUACUUUCCAAACGUGACGAAAGAGGCCGACCAUGUAUAUUUUAUGCUUUGGAGUCACGAAGUCUUAAUUCUUUUUCUUGUUUGUUAAACUACAUUCAAGAAACCAAGUGUGUGAUUGCCGAGAAUGGGGAGACUGUACUUCAUGUAGCUGCAAAAAUUGGAGACGUAUAUAUUCUUCGCAACUUGUUAGAGAAGGAUUUUGUGGCUGAACUUGUGAACAAUGUUGAAAACAUAAAUGCCCGCUCACCACUUCAUUUUGCAGCAAUGCACAACAAUUUGAACAUAGCCAAAGAGUUUUUGCAACACGGUGGAAAGAUAACAGAGGAUGAUAUGACAGAAAAAUCUCCACUGCACAUCGCCGCAUAUGAAGGACAUACAAAAAUGCUGGAUCUAUUCUUAAAACACGAAAAAGGCAGAUUAAAAGCGUUAUUGUUCAGUGAGGAGUACGGGGGCUCUCAAUACCGUAAUAUUCUUCAUGUCGCUAUAAACAGCGGAAAUGAAAGUUUAGUAGAAGUUUGUUUGCAGCAAGAUGAAAACAUAAUACGCUCCUGUUUGUCACAAGAAAUAAAAAAUAAUAAUCAUUUAAUACAUGAUGUUUGUAAAUACGGGAUGGAAAAGCUAUUGUCGCGAUUCGUCAGCAUGAUGGGAGAUCUAGAUCUGGUGCUAUUGAACCGAAAAGAUGAACGAGGACACACUCCGUUACAUAGAGCUGCCAUCAAUAACCACAGCAGUCUUGUGAGUUACAUUGGAUCUCUGUCUAAAGACUUUGUCAACGAGUUAACGAAUUACUCCCAGUCCGCUCUAAUUCUUGCUACACAACUUGGUCAUAUCGAAGUUGUUAAAGAACUGCUAAAACUUAAAGCCGAUUUUACCAUACGCGACAACAGCUAUAAAACAGUUCUUCAUUAUGCAAUUGCAUAUCCUGAAAUAUUAAAAAUUUUGCUAAAGAAAAAUAAUGUCAUUAGUUCAUUAAUAAAUGAAAUAACAGCAGAUGAUGGUUACACUCCACUUCAUGACGCAGCUUGUAAAGGUUUCAUUGAGAGUGUUGAAAUUCUGAUAGAACAUGGUGCUGAUCUAAAUGUUUUCACCAAAGCCCAUCAGUCACCAUUACAUUGUGCCGUUAUUUCUCAGAAACCUGAUGUUGUGAAAAUUAUACUCGAUCAUGAGCCAGCCUUGACUAACAAAAUUGAUGCCAAUAAACAAACACCACUUCACACAGCAGCUGAGUGCGGUGAUCAAGAAAUAGUUACAUGUCUUUUGCAUAGGGGAGCUAUAUUACUAAGGCAUGCUUUCAAUGCAUUUUAUUUUGGGAAAAAAUUCCUGAAAACAUCAUUUUUCGGAAUGUUUUUUAGACAAAAAAUUAAACCUUAAACAAAUGUUAUGUUUAUACUUUUAGGAAUAAGGACGAGUCCACCCCACUUCAUAUCGCAGCACAGCAUGGAAAUGUCGAUGUCGUCAAAUUAUUGUUAGAUCAUGAUUAUUCCAUGAUAGACAUGGAGACUAAAGAUAAACGGACAGCAAUGCUUGAAGCUGCCUUUCAUGGCAAGCAAGAUGUUUUGGAAUAUUUACUGGAUAACAAGGCAACCAUUACAAAAGAUUAUGAAUUCAUGAACUGCUUUGAUUGGGCUAUUGAAAAUGGUGAUCAAGAGAGCGCUAAGAUGAUGAUGCGUCAUAGUAGAUGGAGAGAGAUUUUAGAAAAAUCGUUACACAAUCCUGAAGUACAGAUGGCAAAAUUGGUUUCAAAAAACAUGUCAGAUGUGGCUUACCAAGCUCUUUGUAACAGCAUGAUUUCCACAGGUGACCCAGAAUGUGAUGACCGUAAAGUUGAAUACGACUUCAUAUGUUUACAAGGUAGUGCCAAAGUCAAAGCGAUGGUGGAUAAUAAAAGCUACAAAUGUCUUUCUCAUCCUGUCUGUUUGAAAUAUCUUAAAGAAAAGUGGAGAAAUAACACAUGGAAAUAUUACACACUUGAAUUGUUUA
Messenger RNA from Xenia sp. Carnegie-2017, 2354 nucleotides. Its product is annotated as ankyrin-1-like. Gene Ontology annotation, molecular function: protein binding; transcription cis-regulatory region binding. Gene Ontology annotation, biological process: positive regulation of transcription by RNA polymerase II. The transcript has 10 exons. Gene Ontology annotation, cellular component: nucleus. The coding region runs from base 129 to 1745 and encodes 538 amino acids. The record is from RefSeq and is a predicted model, not a curated record. NCBI's taxonomy places the organism in Eukaryota, Metazoa, Cnidaria, Anthozoa, Malacalcyonacea, Xeniidae.